UACAUUUCAAGCUGUGUUAACAGUGGGUUAACUCUCCUCUGCUCUUUGAAGGGUGAGGGGUAGAGGGUGCAGGGAGGCAAGAGAUGCCUUGAACCCCAGUCCCUUCCUUGUCUGGGAUAUAAUAAAAUUCACCUUGACAAGCCAGGCUUGAUACUGACUCCAUCUGCCACCUCCUCGAGGACACCAAUGCAAAGCUGUGCGCAUCACAGGAGGCCGUGUGGGCCGGGAUGAACGGAGUGCAGGGGUCCCUCCUUAGCCAGGUCUAUAAGAGGCACAUCCAGGAUCACGGAAGCCCUGGUCUGUUCUGGGAGCAGGAGCUGGAGAGCUUGCACCAUGUCAUUGAGCUGAAGAAUGAGCGGAUUCAUGAGCUGGAGAGGGAGCUGCUCCUUGUGGACAUGCUGGUGGGAGCAGGGGCUGCUUUCUGGGCAUUUCCACCAUCAAGGAAAGAAAAAAAUCUGAUGUUAGCGUUGAAAAAUACCACCCUGCGACAGGAGAUCGAGGACCUCCACUUUCGAGCCGGGAACCGGGCAACCAUGUCAAGGCAGUUCUGGAAAGAUGUGCUUCAGGUCCCUGAAAAGGGGUCACAGGAUGGCCCACUCUGCAGCAGACGGAGGAGCCACUUGGGAGGAGCCAAUUGGGUCCUUGGGGCCAGCAACCUCCACCUCCACUGCCCCCUGCUACACCACAGAGGUCUCCUCCUCACCUCGCCUUACAGAGAUGGGACCUGGGCCCACCAUGAUGCUUGGACUCAGCUCCCACCAAAGACUCUGGAGAAGACAGUGAGAGCCACUCUAUUGUUUUCUCAGCAAGGACAGGGUGGGGACAAGAUGUGGGUGUAAGCGUGUAGCCAGCAACCUCCGGAGUGUGGCCAUCAGGAUCACCCCAAGAAGUGCCCUUCCUUUGCCGGCCCAGGAGCAAGCGAGUGGAUGGAGUUUGUUCUCCCUCCCCUUCUCGCUCUUUCUAGGUUGUUCCAAGCCUGUCCGAAGGUACCCGAAGCCAUUUGGGGCCAUCUGACAGAGGAGCCAACCCCAGUCCGCAGGUCAUCAACUUGGCUGACAAGUCACCAACCUAUCAACUUAUUACUGCACCAAUACUUCUCACUCUGAGAAAAACGGUAAAACAUACAAGCUAAGGAAAAUAAAUACAAUAUUGUUUUAUUACCUGGAGGGGCGGGGUCUCCCCAGGUAGCCUGACCUUGAACUCAUGCCUCAGCCUCCUGAGUGCUGGGAUCAUGAGCAUGUGCUAACAUACCCAACUCGAUAAAGGACUAAAUUUGCCCCAGA
This is a messenger RNA of Nannospalax galili (Upper Galilee mountains blind mole rat), 1283 nucleotides long. RefSeq names its product coiled-coil domain-containing protein 69-like. Lineage: Eukaryota; Metazoa; Chordata; Mammalia; Rodentia; Spalacidae. The record is from RefSeq and is a predicted model, not a curated record. Gene Ontology annotation, cellular component: cytoplasm; nucleus. The transcript has 4 exons. Gene Ontology annotation, molecular function: microtubule binding. Bases 228 to 839 code for a protein of 203 amino acids.